Molecule: messenger RNA, 1399 nt
Organism: Acipenser ruthenus (sterlet)
Lineage: Eukaryota; Metazoa; Chordata; Actinopteri; Acipenseriformes; Acipenseridae
Product: UPF0739 protein C1orf74 homolog
Exons: 2
Coding region: 278-1144 (288 amino acids)
Source: RefSeq, a predicted model, not a curated record
UCCUGCAGCUCAUUUUACUCCGGUGCUGGCAAUGCGAUUUUCCAAUAUGGCAGAUGUGAAAGGGCUGUAUUAGUAAACUGCACAGGAAGAAUGAGAGAAGUUUCAAUGCUAGCACAGGAAUAAAAAAAAAAAAUCUCUUGACAAAAACGGUUGGCAGCGAGAAGCAAGUUGAGAACCAGACACAUGAUUAGAAAAAUCAGUCAUUAUACAGUACACAAACGGUACAACGUAAUAAAGCUGCCCUACCUAGUUCAACAACUAAAGUGUUUUUUUUUUAAUGACAUUAUUUAAUUUCGUGUUUUGUGGCUUCUGUUGUUUCGACUCUCCCGUGAUGUGCGCUGCUGUGCCCCGGGAGCGCCUCAUUGCUGCUUCCCGACAGUACCUUCGCACAGGGAAGAAAGGCUUGCCUCCCGCCGUCAGCUUGAACCUCGCCGCCCAAAUCCUCGCUGUGGAUGCGGGGUUAAAACCCGCCUUGCUUUACGACUGCAACACCGCCGGAGCUGAGCAAAUGCGACUUUACCUCCAAACGCUGCUGGAUACGGGCUUCUUAAAUCAACCUCCAUACGUCUUGGACAUAGAUGGCAGCGUCUUUAUCAUCAACACGCAGCUUACAAUCCGUCGGUUAGAAAACAUACCGCUUAAAAAACAAGCAACGGUCAUCGACGUGUCCCGGUGUCGGGGUCAGCCUGCCGUGGCGGACGCGGGCGUCAGAAGAGCCGUUGAGGGACGAGUAACGGUUUUUGUGGAUUAUUUAAAAAAUUUGAACUGGGACGGCAAGCUGGGCGUGGCCCCGAGCGCGCGUCUCCCAGAAGAGUUGACCUCCAGAUGGAACCUGUGCACACUCUUCGGUUUGUUGCUAGGCUACCCGGCGGCCUACUGGUUUGAUAACGAGAGAAGCUUUGAGAAUUGCCUGAGCAUGACCCCGCUUCGUGUCACCUCCGUGUCCGCCGCCUGCCCUUUGAUUACAGGGGGGCCUCCGGUCCGGCUGUACUCGUUCACUAUCCCCGAGGCUCUUGGGACGGAGACGCAGGGCUUAAUGGACACCUGGACCCAGGAUCUAGAAGACGAGUUCCGACAGCAGUCCGUUUUUACACACCUGAGCAUCAAUACUGAGACGGUUGCUUUACCAGCAGUAGCUCUGUGAAAGGAAGGGAUGUGAGCCACGCAGGUCGAAAAACAAGGAUUCCUUAAAUUAACUCGAAGCCUACAUGGUUUAAUUCGAGGUCUCAAACGUUUACACUUUUAUUUUUUCCUUUUUAGCACAGGAAUGGAAAUGGACUCCUAUUGCAUAGCAGUGUCACCAUUUCCAGCUUGAUUAGCCACACAGUGUGUAGGUAACAAGCUCAGGUGUGUCAACUUCAUAGUAAAACCAGUACAAUAAUAAAAUCAGAAGACUGCG